AAAUGGCAGGCUGAAUAGUCAUCAGUGCGAUAAGAGUUGCUCAGGGUCUCUUGUGUUGCAAAUCAUUGUGAAUAACGCGGACAACAAACCACAUGUCAAAGAUGAUCUUCAAUUCACCCAUUCACUUGGAUUGCUAUCACUUGCCGCACUGUCCGUUUCUUCUUCUACCCUCAUCUUGCUAAAUUUUCAUACCUCAUCCACCUCACACUCUUACCCUCACUUUUCCGAGGUCUCGUUGAAACCUCCAUCCCUUUCUCACCUAUUAUCCUCUCCGACCUCCUUGAUCCAAGCUCAUCGCGAUCGAUAACCUGCUCAGACGCCAUCGCCAUGUCGUCUGGAGUAAACAGAUCUGCUCCGAGCGUCAACCCACUUAACGGACCCAAUCCUCGUCCUCCUCGAGCACCGACGAUGCAAUCGGCUGGGUUGCCCGGUGGAGGACAGCCCGAGAAUCUCAAGGUCAAAUACGUCCCGCCGAUCACUCCAGCCGAGAAGGCACAGUUCGCGAAAUAUUUGAAGAGCCAGAGGAUCUUUCCCAAACAACUGAAAAUUACCGACUCCAAAAAGAUCUAUGCGAAACAGCUGUACCUUGGACCUUCGGCGUUCCCAGCUCAGGAUUCCUCAGGCCGUUCGGUCCAAAUGUAUGCUGUCUUCAUCUUCAGCAAUGGGUUUCAUGGCGCGAUGGCCGCGGGGACUGUGCCCCCAGGUGGCAUGGACAACUUCCACUAUGGGUUGCUUUCGACCUUUCCGUGCAGUCUGCACCCAGGCCAGAACCACUCUCACUUGGCCAAUGUCCCCCUGUCACUGAUCAUGAGUGGGAAUCCUCCUCCGCGGCACAUCUACCUCUUCAACACCCAGGCGAUCUCCCAAGUCAACGUCGCGGGGCCUGGCUUCGCGUAUCAACAGCCCCAUCUGUUCCGGAUCAUGAACAAUCCCAUGCAGCCGAACAACCACAACGCUCCGCCAGGAGCGGGUACUCUCGCCCUCACUGGCGGUCAGAUGCAACUCAACUUACAUGCGAAUGUUCUAAAUGGCAACCAACAAGUGAUCAACCCGACGAUGAACCAGCUUCCGAAUAUCGCAAACCCUCCGCACCUUCUUCAGCCGCAGCCUGGGCCGUUCGCUGCUCUCUUGAAUCAAAAUGCCCCGAACCCGCUCCAGCAAGCCGCGACCAUUGUCCAGAACCAAGCCGGCGGUGCGGUCCAGCAGCAUGUCGGCACGGCAAUGCAGCAGCAAGGUGGUGGACAUGCUCCCCAGAACCCAGGGCAGCCUACCCAUGGUCACGUUGGUCAAGCUGCUGCUCAUCACCAGGGGCAUCCGGCGUAUCACGCUGGCACCAACACUACUCAUCAACAAGGGACUACAGUUCCUCAUAACUCGGAGCAUCCUACCCAUAGCAACACCCAACAGUCAGGAUCGAUUGCUUCGGCGCAGCGAGGCCGUGGUAGCGGAGUUGCUUCUUCGUCGCGGGGACGUGGUGGCGGAGUUGCUUCUUCGUCGAGGGGUCGUGGCGGCAGAGUUGCUUCCUCCAGGCGUCGUCCUCGUCCCAGCAAUGCUGCAGGUGGACCACCUCGACCGACUCAGUCCAACCGCGCUUCGAAUGCCAUGGCAGCUCCACACUCGAAUGUGGCGUCCUGUGCGUCGUCAUCAACCCGGUUCAAGGCCAUCAACCAAUCUACAAACUCGCAAUACGAUGCGGAGAGCGACUCGCCUCUCUCGUCGGUCCCGGACACGGACGAAGACAUGGCGGACAAUGGAGAAGGUUCGGCGUACCCGGGUUCAAAAUUCACUCCGAUCAACAAGCCGGUGGUGGAACAUGCUCCUCUCGGGGGGGGGGGACCGAUUGAUCCGGAUAGGAUGGAGGUUGAUGAGUCGGUAUCUUCUGAAUAUGACCCUGAAUCCGAUCAGGAUGAUUACCCGGAUUGCAUUAUUCAACGUCGAGUCAGGGACGAGUACGGCAACAAGGUCGUGGUUAUCAAACGGGGCUCCACCAACCACUUGGAGAGCGCAUCGGAUACCGAUGAUCAUCCUCUGUCGUCGAUUUAUGCAGCAAAGCGGAAGGCGGCGGAAGCGAAGACACCAGCGAGUCGGCGUACCAUCCGCGCUCCAUCCUCCGAGUUGUCGCCCACGGAGUCAUCCGACGGGGAAAGCAUGAUUUCCGCUGGACCCCGAAUGACGGAGGGAGGGGCAACUAUGGCAUCCCUUCGCGACGAAUUCGAACUCAAACACGGUGACCAGGUUACGGGACCCGGGUUCCGUGCGAUCACUGGCAAUGGACCCACCGCAACAGGUCAGCGUGACAAGGCCAUGUCGGCGAAGAGGGGAGGAAAGAAGCCGGUGGUUUCGUGGAGAGAUGAGGUGGAGGAGGAGCUCGAUACGGCCUUUAGCAUGUUCUCGAUGUCGAAAACUGAGAGGCAGAAGACUGUUGACAGCGGCAAGGGAGGGGAAGCCGAGCCCCCGACACCGAUGGUGUCGCGAUCGUUUCGUGAUCGAAAAGCAGGCCGUGCCCGUAGCAAGCGCGUGUGAUGUAAUUGGAGAGUCAAUUGAAUGCAAAGGCGAGUGAGGGAGACGGCGUAGUUCCUAUUGGGAGUUCGGGCAAGAUGAUGGGAUUGGGGGUGUUGAGCGAUACACCUUAGGGUCGUUGGAGGAGCAAAUCGAUUCAAGCACAAAACUGGAACAUAGCACCAGGAACUUCUUGUACCUAAUUAGGUACCUACUUUGUUGCAAGGUCGGUUUUACCUGACUCUGCUCUCCUCCGUAGAUGAAAAUGAAACUCGUUCCAAUAUUCUAGCAGUCUAUGGCAUAUUGCGAUCCGAGGAGGGCGCAUAUCAUGAGUCUAGCCGUCCUUGGAAUCCAUUGUCCAGAAUGUCGAUGAGUUCAUCCAAUCUACUCGCAAAA
Molecule: messenger RNA, 2895 nt
Organism: Eremomyces bilateralis CBS 781.70
Lineage: Eukaryota; Fungi; Ascomycota; Dothideomycetes; Eremomycetales; Eremomycetaceae
Exons: 1
Coding region: 328-2523 (731 amino acids)
Source: RefSeq, a predicted model, not a curated record